AUGGUAUUUUUUACAUGCAAUGCAUGUGGCGAAUCUGUGAAGAAAGUGCAAGUGGAAAAGCACGUGGCUGUUUGCCGAAACUGUGAGUGCCUGUCUUGUAUUGACUGCGGUAAAGAUUUCUGGGGUGACGACUACAAAAACCACGUGAAGUGCAUCAGUGAAGAACAGAAGUAUGGUGGCAAAGGUUAUGAAGGUAAAACCCACAAAGGCGAUAUUAAGCAGCAGGCAUGGAUCCAGAAAAUUAAUGAAUUAAUAAAAAGACCCAACGUGAGCCCCAAAGUGAGGGAACUUUUAGAGCAAAUUAGUGGUUUUGACAACGUUCCCAGGAAAAAGGCGAAAUUUCAGAACUGGAUGAAGAACAGUUUAAAAGUUCAUAAUGAGUCCAUUCUGGAGCAGGUGUGGAGUAUCUUUUCUGAAGCUUCUGGCAACGAACCGGUCAGUAAGGGGCAGGACCGACAGCCACUCAAGCAAGGGGCCAACCCGCCCGGCGUAGAACUUUCCACAAAGGUUCCAGCUUCCCACACAAGUGACCCCCCAGAAAAGCAAGCAGAGGUGAAGAAGAAUAAAAGAGAAAGGAAGGAAGAAAGGCAGAAGAAUAGAAAAAAAGAGAAGAAAGAACUAAAAUUAGAAGGCCACCAGGAGAAUUCAAGGGGUCAGAAGCCUAAGAAGCGCAAAGAGCAAGAGGCCGAUCAGGAGGCUGGAGGGGAGGCCCCGGGCUCUGCAGGGAAGAAGAGCCAGAGCAAGGGGGGCAAGGCCAGGGGGGCGGUGGACGGAGCCAGAGACGCCAAGGAGGAGCCGACGAAGCCGCCGCCCGGGAAGAGAAAGAAGCACGCGGACGAUGAAGCAGAUACCAAGAAGAAAAAGAGGAAGCUCUCAGGACAUUCUGAGGGUGGAGAACCGGAAAACCAUGGGGCUCCUGCAAAAGGUAAAUUCAACUGGAAGGGAACUAUUAAAGCAGUUCUGAAACAGGCCCCGGACAACGAAGUAGCAAUCAAAAAGCUAAGGAAAAAGGUUUUAGCUCAGUAUUACGCGGUGACAGAGGAACACCACAGAUCGGAAGAGGAGCUCCUGACCAUCUUUAACAAGAAGAUCAGCAAGAACCCCACCUUCAAGUUAGUAAAGGACAAAGUCAAGCUUUUGAAAUGAACGUUUUUCUACUUAAAAAUUGAAUCCAUUCUGUUGAUUUUUUUUCACUGCUGUUUCUAAAACAUGUAAUGAGUUACAACAACUCCAAUAUUGCUUUUUCAAAGCUGUAUUUUUAAGUUACAGAAAAAGUCUAUUUUUGGUAGAACUUUUAUGAGAAAAUAAAAUAUAUUCUUAUCCAAAAUUC
Puma concolor (puma) is the source of this 1330-nucleotide messenger RNA. It is a transcript of the gene LYAR, whose product is annotated as Ly1 antibody reactive. Gene Ontology annotation, biological process: negative regulation of transcription by RNA polymerase II; rRNA processing. The record is from RefSeq and is a predicted model, not a curated record. Lineage: Eukaryota; Metazoa; Chordata; Mammalia; Carnivora; Felidae. Gene Ontology annotation, cellular component: nucleolus. Gene Ontology annotation, molecular function: DNA binding.